GAGUGGGCUAGACGCAUGGAUGAAGACCUUCCUCUCCUCUCACGCUCUUCGGCGGCUACCGAUGAAAGCCAAACGACAAAACCUUCAAAACGAACAGUGCGUCGGUACAUGACUGUGGCAGUGAUUCUGGUGGGCGCCUUCAUGAACUACCUCUCCAUCUACUUGCCUUCUCCUUUCUACCCUCAGAUUGCUGCCGAAAGGAAAGGCUCGAAAGCAGACACGGAAGUUGGUAUAAUGGUCGGUAGUCUUCAGCUGUCCGCCUUCGUCGUGUCCAUGUUUGUUGGAGGAUACCUAGACCGGUUGGGUGCCCGGUUCCUGACAACAUCCGGGGUUUUCUUAGUGGGCGGAUGUACAGUGCUUUUUGGUUUUCUGGAGUAUGUGAAAGAGUGGUCACCAUUUAUUGGACUUAGUAUCGUCAUCCGAUUUGUGAUGGGAGUUGGAGAAGCUGCAUUUGAUGCAACAUCAAUGGCUUUAUUGUUAGGCAUGUUUCCCGCUCAUACAGGUGCUAUGUGGGGUAUUUACGGAUUUGCAGAAACUGUUGGUUUUGUGGGCGGAGCACCGCUUGGUGGAUUGAUGUACCAUGUUGAAGGCUUUUAUUUUCCUUUUGUGGUCAUUGGUGGUAUUUUGUUGUCGUUUACACUACUUUUGUGGUAUCUACUGUCAGAUGUCCAUUCCCUAACUGGACUAGAAGGUACUGGUGAUGAUCGAGUUGGUGAUCAUGAAGCUGUGUCGGUGUGGCAGCUGCUGAAGAUACCAUCUAUAGUGCUAAUGCUGUUUAACGUGUUUUCUUGCUAUGCAGGCCUAGCACUUCUUGAUACAUCAAUGGCGACGUAUCUUGACAAAGAGUUUGGUUGGAGCGUGGCUCACAUUGGAUUGGUAUUUCUUAUUGGAGGGACAACGUGUCUUAUCUUAUCUCUUUUAAUUGGUGUAGUAGUGGAUGCCACUAAUCCACGCAUUGUAAUGAUCAUUGGGUUACUAGUAGAAGGAUGUGGAAUGAUGCUACUUGGUCCAUCGUUUGUGUUGUCAUUUCUCUCUCCUAAGCCGUGGUGUGUGUACGUGGCAAUGGUACUACUUGGAUUGGGAGUGUCUAUGAUUACAAUAUCUGCCGGUCCUGAUAUCACUCACAUCGCUAUUUCAAGAGGAUACGAAAAGAACAUGGCAUUGAAUGGAGCCGUAUCUGGAAUUGUGUUAGCAGCUUUAUUUUUAUCUGGAGCACUAGGUGCUCCCAUUGCUGGAUUCCUGACCGCUGCAUUGAAUUUUCGCAUCUCCUCCUCGAUUUUUGGUUUGUCCACUGUUCUACUGAUGAUUAUCACUGUUGUGGCCACAAUAGUCAAGACUGUUAUGUCUAGACGACAAUAAACUCUUGAACUUGAUGUUUAUAGUGAUAUAAUUAUAUUCACAAUUUGAUUGGUUUUGGUUUGUUUGGAUUACUAACAGUAGAAUGGAGAAAUUGUGUUAUUAAUUAAUUACCAGAUUAAACAGAUUGAUUAAUUACCAAAUCUAGUAUAUAUA
Molecule: messenger RNA, 1512 nt
Organism: Corticium candelabrum
Lineage: Eukaryota; Metazoa; Porifera; Homoscleromorpha; Homosclerophorida; Plakinidae
Product: MFS-type transporter SLC18B1-like
Exons: 1
Coding region: 16-1359 (447 amino acids)
Biological process (GO): transmembrane transport
Molecular function (GO): transmembrane transporter activity
Source: RefSeq, a predicted model, not a curated record